AUGGUAUUAGUGAAAGAUUAUAGAAAUCGAAGUAAGAUUGCCUGGACCAAGGCCAAACUAAUAAAGAAGACUGGAAAAGCAAAAUUCUUGUGUGAACUGGAAGAAGGAAACAUUUGGACACGCCAUAAGAACCAAAUAAAAAUAUGCCAGUGGGAAGCAGAAUCGAAAAAUGUUCUUUUUGACCCAAACUUAACCAUAUUUCAUGAUUAUGAUACUGAUAACUUUGAAAUUGAUAAAAACAUAAUAACUAAUAAUUCUUCUUUAGAUUCGAUUCUCAGCAUAUAG
Molecule: messenger RNA, 285 nt
Organism: Ceutorhynchus assimilis (cabbage seed weevil)
Lineage: Eukaryota; Metazoa; Arthropoda; Insecta; Coleoptera; Curculionidae
Source: the annotation of a GenBank genome assembly